AUGGCUACAAGACGAAUCAACGCGUCCGAGAAGACAAUACUAGAAAAAGAUGAUACCGAGAAUGAGAAGAGCAACAUUAGCCCUGCCGUGCCACAACACGUCAUUGUCAAGCUGCUGGGCUUUACGCUGGCCAUGAUUGUGGUCCCAAUCGGGUCAUAUUUCUUGACUGUGCACACAAUUUUUCAAGGCAAUUCUUCGUGGGCGGGUGGUUUUGCGGCGUUGCUGGCAAAUGUGGUGUUGCUGGGCUAUGUGAUAGUGGCUAUGAAUGAGGACGACACGGAGAAUGUCAAGGCCAAGGCGAAGAAGACUGAAUAA
Messenger RNA from Beauveria bassiana ARSEF 2860, 315 nucleotides. Its product is annotated as VMA21-like domain-containing protein. The record is from RefSeq and is a predicted model, not a curated record. The transcript is spliced from 3 exons. The coding region runs from base 1 to 315 and encodes 104 amino acids. Gene Ontology annotation, biological process: vacuolar proton-transporting V-type ATPase complex assembly. Lineage: Eukaryota; Fungi; Ascomycota; Sordariomycetes; Hypocreales; Cordycipitaceae. Gene Ontology annotation, cellular component: endoplasmic reticulum membrane.